GGACAUUUUUUUUUCCUGAAAGCCCUGCCGCUUAAAACCAGGACUGCGGCUCUAGUGAGCUACCAUUUGGAAGCAGGAAGUGUCGUGAGUCUCUUUUUUUCCUCCCUCUCUCCACCUUCUUAUUGCAAGCUCGAGAUCACCCCACGGCAAAAGCAAGACCAUGAGGGAGAUUGUUCACCUGCAGGCCGGUCAGUGCGGAAACCAGAUCGGCGCCAAGUUCUGGGAGGUGAUCAGCGAUGAGCACGGGAUCGACCCGACGGGCACCUACCAUGGCGACAGUGAUCUCCAGCUGGAGAGGAUCAACGUCUAUUACAAUGAGGCCUCAGGUGGCAAGUACGUGCCCCGUGCCGUCCUGGUGGACCUGGAGCCUGGCACCAUGGACUCUGUGCGAUCUGGGCCCUUCGGACAGAUCUUCAGGCCGGACAACUUCGUCUUCGGCCAGAGCGGUGCUGGCAACAACUGGGCGAAGGGUCACUACACUGAGGGCGCGGAGCUGGUGGACUCCGUCCUGGAUGUGGUGAGGAAGGAGGCCGAGAGCUGCGACUGUUUGCAGGGCUUCCAGCUCACACACUCCCUUGGGGGUGGCACUGGCUCGGGCAUGGGGACCCUGCUGAUUAGUAAGAUCCGCGAGGAGUACCCCGACCGCAUCAUGAACACGUUCAGCGUGGUGCCCUCUCCCAAAGUGUCGGACACUGUUGUCGAGCCCUACAACGCCACGCUGUCGGUGCACCAGCUGGUGGAGAACACGGACGAGACCUUCUGCAUCGACAACGAGGCCCUGUACGAUAUCUGCUUCCGCACGCUCAAGCUGACCACGCCGACGUACGGAGACCUGAACCACCUGGUGUCGGCCACCAUGAGCGGCGUCACCACCUGCCUGCGCUUCCCCGGCCAGCUGAAUGCAGAUCUGCGCAAGCUGGCCGUCAACAUGGUCCCCUUCCCCCGUCUGCACUUCUUCAUGCCCGGCUUUGCCCCCCUCACCAGCAGAGGGAGCCAGCAGUACCGUGCCCUCACGGUCCCAGAGCUCACCCAGCAGAUGUUCGAUGCCAAGAACAUGAUGGCGGCCUGCGACCCGCGUCAUGGCCGCUACCUGACGGUGGCCGCCGUCUUCCGAGGGCGCAUGUCCAUGAAGGAGGUGGACGAGCAGAUGCUGAACGUGCAGAACAAGAACAGCAGCUACUUCGUGGAAUGGAUCCCCAACAACGUGAAGACGGCCGUCUGCGACAUCCCUCCUCGUGGCCUCAAGAUGGCUGCCACCUUCAUCGGCAACAGCACCGCCAUCCAGGAGCUGUUCAAGCGCAUCUCUGAGCAGUUCACCGCCAUGUUCAGGCGCAAGGCCUUCCUGCACUGGUACACCGGAGAGGGCAUGGACGAGAUGGAGUUCACGGAGGCCGAGAGCAACAUGAACGACCUGGUGUCCGAGUACCAGCAGUACCAGGAUGCCACCGCGGAAGAGGAGGGCGAGUUUGAGGAGGAGGAGGGAGAGGAAGUGGCCUAAGCUAUUUGUUUUUAAAACCAUUCUCCUGUUCUGUUUUUUCAACUUUUUAUUUUUCACUUUGCUGUUUCUUAAUGUUACCUGGCUUUGUCUAUCAGCUCAAUCUGUACAGAUGGAAAUCCUCAAUAAAAAGAGCUCAUUUGAUAGUCCA
Molecule: messenger RNA, 1646 nt
Organism: Lepisosteus oculatus (spotted gar)
Lineage: Eukaryota; Metazoa; Chordata; Actinopteri; Semionotiformes; Lepisosteidae
Source: RefSeq, a predicted model, not a curated record